Psilocybe cubensis is the source of this 648-nucleotide messenger RNA. Its product is annotated as THO complex subunit 5-like protein. Lineage: Eukaryota; Fungi; Basidiomycota; Agaricomycetes; Agaricales; Agrocybaceae. Gene Ontology annotation, biological process: mRNA export from nucleus; positive regulation of DNA-templated transcription, elongation. The transcript is spliced from 4 exons. Gene Ontology annotation, molecular function: mRNA binding. The record is from RefSeq and is a predicted model, not a curated record. Gene Ontology annotation, cellular component: THO complex part of transcription export complex. Bases 1 to 648 code for a protein of 215 amino acids.
AUGCACUCUGACAAGUCGUCCCCUCUGCCCCCCAAUCCAGACGAUGUCCUUGACCAGCUGCGCAAUCUCUGCUCCCCCGCCUUUCUCACACACGACACCGCCGCCAUGCACAUACGCGCCAUGGCCCUCAUUGGGCGUCUAAAGUCGCUUUACCGCGCCGCAAACACAGCAACGCGUUGUCGCAAAGAGGAGACCGCAGAGGCCCGUCAGGAGAUGGACCAGUCUCAUCUGAACCUUCAGAAUCUGCUUUAUGAAAAGCGCCAUCUCGAGAGGGAGAUUGAGAAAUGUCGCCAAUUUGCGUCGAUAUACCAGGAUAUCCCGCUUUAUACUCUCGAAGAAUAUAACCUACUGGCGCCUGAACAAUCUCGCACAGAGGAAAUACUUGCCGACGAACAUCAGCUUAUGCUCAACCGACUGACCUUUGAGCUCGCGGAACGCCAACGACUAGAUCUCAAGAAAAAAGAACUGAUGCAGCAAAAGGAAGAGCUUCUCAAAGAGAGUAAAGCCAAAUCAACCACAAUGGAUAGUGUCAAGGCUCAUAUUGAAACACUCAUGAAAACCGCUACCGAAAUUCAGAAAAAAGUCGACGAGCUCGUCCAACCAAUACCCACACAAGCAGGCGAGGAUUCUCGGACUAUGUCAUUGUAG